AUGCUAAGCGUACAAACAUGGCACAGCAGCAACCAGGUGAAUUUGCUCUUGCGAGGGAAAUUUGUUAAGGGUAGCAAAAAGAACUUUCUUUUGGCUGCAAAGGACACCUAUCUGGAGCUUCUAACGAGUGACUAUAAAGAAACUAUAUACGUUCAAAACACCUUCCUUAAGAUAAUAUAUUUGCAUAUUCAGGAAGAAAAAGAACAAGACGAAUUUCUCAUAGCAGAUGAAAAAUUAAAUUUUCGAAUUUUAAAAUUCGAUGGAUGUUUCGUUGAGACAUGUUUCCUGGGAAAUUUCCAUUCAAAGAAAUUAAAGAAGUAUCUGGCAUAUUCAAAAUUAAAAAAUGGAAAGGAAAAAAAUAAACUCAUUGAAGAAUACUCGAAAUGUAUUAACGUGUGUAGUAUAAAGAAUUUGUUUUUUGUGUGCAUUGAAAAUUUUAUUUUUUUUCGAAAAGUAAAGGAUAAUAAUUGGGUUAAUAAACAAUUAAAUGAGUACUGUUGGAAUUAUAAUUUUGGUAUAAAACAUAUUUCAAAUGAAAGAAACUUUAAAAUUUUAUAUGAUCCUAUGAAGCUAAGACAUUACAUUAUAUACAAAAAUAAAAAUGGAAGAAAGCGGUUUAAGUAUAUCACCUCUUCCCUCAAGGAUGGACACAUGUCUCACAUUUACAAGUUAAGCGGGAACGGAUUCUCGUCAAAGGAUGGUACUAGAUACAACGACAGAUUGGGUGACAGACAGGGUGGAAAAUUGGGUGACAUUCCUCGUGGCAAAGGUGAAAACAGAAAACACCCCUUGAUGAAAAAAAGAAAGUGUCCCAUUAAGUUGACAAAAAUUCGCAUCGAAAAGUGUCUAAAAAAAGAUUCAUUCUAUUUGAAAUUUCCUAAAAAUAUUUCUUUCAUCACGCAUUUAAAAUGUAUGACUCAGGAUUAUUCGAAAAUCCAAAGUUGUCUGUUUUAUGAUGAUAAUGCAAGCACAUGCAAUGAUUUCCCAAAUGGGCAAUGUUGUGGUACCACUAGCUUAAAUACCAUUCAUAGUGAAAACUCCAUGAGAGUAUCGAAUAAUAUUGUUAAGGAUCUCUCAAAUAAGUCAUUAUUUAUUUUAUUCAAGAGAAAUAUACCGAAUGGACGGAACAAAAUGGAAGAAUACACCCCAGUAAACACUCCGAACAGAGUGAAUGAAGAGGACGAAGAAGGAAUUAAUGCAUCCCAUGGAAGAAGUACUACUCUAAGUAAUCCCAGCAAACUUGGAUCCACUUCAAAGUAUCAGAGAUCUCAUUGUUACGAUAGAAAUCAAGAAAAUAUCGAAAUUAGGAGAAGGAGAAGACAUGAAUCUAAUGAUAAAAAAUUUCCAGAGAAGAUAUUUUACAAUGUAUUUGAUAAUUGCAUAAACUUAAAAAUUUGCUUUAUUGCAAGCGUUAUAAGAAACAAUAGCAGUUACACCGAAUUUGUUAAAAAUAUAUUAUUUCUAUGCGAAAAGGAAGAAGAAGAAAUAAUGAAAUUAAAAAUUCAUUUAUGGAAAACCAAAUUGUUUGAGCAAAAAGAUUGGGAUAUACUUAAAAAUGGCAGUAAUAAUUUUCAUACUGAUGAGAAUGCUCUUAAUUAUAAUAAUUUCUUCAUAAAUUACUUCUUCCAAAUUAAUCAAAUUUAUUAUAACCAUGAUAAUACACAAGAUGACGAAAUUAGAAUAAAUCAUUUUGACUCUUGUCCAUUGUGCACAUACUAUUUUUCAAAAUUGAAACAUUUCCAAAGGGACCCUAUAUAUAACCACAUUUUCGAAAGAAACUUUCUUUGUCGACAAGGGAGUGAAGAAAUGGACCAUUCAACAGAAGGAGACGUUUCAAUGCAUACAAACCGAGUUACUUCCUUUCUGUUUAAUCUCAGCAUUAGAUUGAAACUUCUUCUCUUUUACUUUUCCAUUUUUUUCUACUCAAGUAGUAAAACUUUGAACAGUUCGUCCGUGAUUAUAUUGAAAAAUCAAAGUGGAAAUCUCUCCAUUUUACGUGAGUUAUCAAUGCAUAUUUAUUUUUUGAAUACUUUUAUUUUUCACAUUUUCAAACAUAUGUGUAACCAUCUGGAGGAUGAAAACGCAAAGGGAGUUCAUCUUUUAACCAAUUCAACAAUUGGAAAAGUUAUUUUUAGGGAAGAGAAUUCUACUAUUGCACAUUUGCACCAUGCUAAGAAGGACCUAGUGCAUCAGAAGAAAAAAACGAACGAUACAGAGAAGAAAAAUUCAGAAGGAUCUAUUCAAAAUGGAAACGAUGGGCUAACUGAUGAGAAUCUAUUCUUGAUAAAACAGAAAUUAAAUUAUCUCAUUGAGGAUUACAUUAUUGCAUGCAAACAAGGGGAUAGUGUAACAGCUCAAACUGAUUUGAUCAAAUCGAAUGGCCACAGUUUAGAGAGAAAGCAAAGAAAGGUAUCAAGUGAUACUUCAGCAUUUCAUUUUGCACGUGUAAAAAGUUUGAUAAUGAAUAUGAUGAAUUUACAAUUCUUAUCUCACACCCUUUUGAAGGAAAUGAAUUUCGAUUACAAAAGGGUAAGAGAAAAAUUAUUGCAAGGGAAGAAGAAAAUGGAGAGGAAGCUGAAGAAGAAGGAGGAGAAGAAGGACGACGAUGGAGAAACGAGUGUAAAAAAUAUGGGGACAAAUAAUCAAUAUCGAUUUAACCAUAAAACACACAUAAUACUAGUUACCUCAAAUAACAAUGGAAAGGCAAAUAUUAUAUUCUUUAAAAAAACAAGAAAAAAAAAAAAGAUCACCGCUGACAAUAUUUUAAUACCUGUCGGGAAAUUAUACCUCACCAUGGAGGUUGAAAAAAUUGAGAGAGUUAUAAACGACUCAUCAUUUGUUUUAUUUACAAAAAAGGAAAUAGUUUUUAUUUUUCAUUUUUCCAGAACUUAUGGUACCAACCUGACGUUAAUAAAUUUUAGCCUGUCUCAUUAUACCGAUAUGCACUAUGUAGAAAAAAUAAAAUUUUUCAAAAUUGUAAAAAAAAACAAUGUGUACGAGGAAAUAGAGGGGAAUAUUUUAUUUUCAGAUUAUUUUUCAAAAUGUAUCAACUUAAACAAUUUUAUGAAUAUCCCUCUAGAGAUGCGAUUCUCCCCUUGUGUUAAAAGCGGGAAACAAGCCAAACACAAGCACAAGCACAAGGACAAAGUUAAAAUAACAAAAAAGACAUUUUUUCCGAGCAACCAAAAUUACAUAAACUCCUCGGAUUAUUUUUACCAAUUAAGAAAUGUUCCAUAUAUUGACAGCUUUUACACUUAUUCAUUUGUGUAUAACUAUGAAUAUAAAUUUUUUCAUAAAACAUGUGCAAACGAAUGGGGGUCACCCUCCACACCUAAUUGUCAAUAUGUUUGUGCGGAUAUGAAAAACGGGAUUGUAGCAAUUAGUACACACACAUCUAUGAGAACUGUCUGUUUAGAUGACCAGCAUAUCAAUGGUGUUAUAUCAGAAUGGCAAAAUAAAUCACAACAAGAGCCCAAGACAGAAUCACGAAAAAACAGAAGAAGUUCUAUACAUUCUCCUCCCAUUCUUAUCUCACUCAAAAUCAGUAAAAGUAUCUUUAACGAAAUAUACAAGAGAAGAAAGUGCUCCUUUUUUAACCAUUCACAAGAAGACGAUAGAAAUAAAAGAGCGAUGUCAAACAAGGGAUCAGUUGAAGAGAAUAACAAAAUGAACUCUCGGAAGAGAAAAAAACGUCAAAAAGGAAUUUUAAUCUAUCGGAAUAAUGAAAAUUAUACGAUCAACAGGAACAAGAAAAAUUGUUAUGAGGAUGAAUUGCUCAUAGAAAGAGAAGCACAAAAAGGAUGUAAGAGUAUAAAUUAUUUUCCAAAAGAAGAUACAUUAAAAAAAGUAGUAAUAAUAAUACCAUUAGGAAACAGUGAGAUGAAUGAAACCAAUUUCACAGGACGUCCUUUCAUUAAACGAUAUUUAUCAAUUGAUCUUAUAAAAAAAAAAAUGAUUGUAAUUAUUUUAUUAUUUGAUAUGCUAACUUCGAGAAUGAUAAUAAAGAAAAUCAAUUUUGAAAGAAUUAAUAUGACACUACAAGGGGAUGAGAAUACUUAUUUCACUAAUUUAAUCGCAUCAUCAAAUAUUUUUUGUUGCAUACACAGUGAGAGGGAAGAGCAUGUGACAUCUGUCAAAUGGAAGAAUAAUUACAAAGCAGAUACAAAUAAAAGGGAGAAAAAAUUCCAAAGAUAUGAACAUGCUACACUUCCCCAAUUCGUUGAAGAAAGCACGAAUUUUAUCCUAACAUUGAGUAAGAAGCAAAAAGAUGAGCUGUUCAUAAUCAAGUCUUAUGUACAGAGAGAAUCAUACCAGAAGAAUAUAUGGUAUGAUUGCAAAGAAGUAAGAAAGGCACAUUACACGUAUAACAAAACAAAAACAAUGAAGGACUACAAAUAUAAGGAAAAAAUAAACAGGAAUAACUUGGGAUACAUGAAAUGUAGACUCAAUAUGUCAAAGGAAUUGAGAGAAAUUACUAAUUUGUGUAAACGCUCGACGGAAGAAGCGAAAAAUAAAACAGAUGAUAAUCACAUUGUGAAUGUGAAAAAGUUAAAAGAGAAAAUAUCAGAUAAAUUAAUUAUACUUGAUAAAAAUAGAGAUUUAUACAAAUUAAGUAUAGGUAAUAAAAUACUUUUAACAAAACAUACAAAUAUACACUUGGAUACAUCUAGUACGAAUAUGUUUAUGAUAAAGUUUGACAAGAAACUUAGUAUUCUCUGCAUAACGAAUUAUUUCAAGUCCUUCUAUUUAUAUAUACGAACGGAGGAUUUAUAUGAAACGUGCGAAAAUUCGAUAUCCUUACUAAGUGAAGAAAGAAGUAAACUCAACCUAAGUACACACAUGUUCAUUACAUCAUUAAAAAUAAUUUCGAAUGAUAAUUCAGAGAAAGCAGGGAAAGAAAAAAAAAAAAUAAAAAAUAAAAUUACUACCCAUGAAUGGGAUCCGCAACAGUGUAACGAACAAAAGUAUACAUUUAAAGUUAUCAAAGAAGAACACGUAGACGCUUUGAAUCUAAUUAAAGACAAAAUAAUAUUUGCAAAACGGAUUUGGAAAAGAGGAAGAAAUAAUUUUUAUGUUUUACAGCUGAGUAUGAAAUACAUUGUUAUAAAUCAGUUUCAUGUUAAUAUACAUAGCAAAAUACCAUUAAAAAUAGUAAGUACUUCCUCAUGGGAACUCUCAUCGUCCGUUUUAAAUUAUCACUUUGAUAAUAACAUUCUUGCAUUGUCAUAUAUAAAUUGUAAUGUCGAAUUGUUUUACUUAGACAUGCUGAAUAAUGCAUGUUUACUAAUUGAUAGCAUCCAAUGUACUGAAAGGGUAUAUUCCAUAUAUUUUGCAUCCAAAGUAGAUAAAAAAUUCACACCACCAAAAUGGAUUAAACAUAAUUACAGUUACAUUUUACUAUGUAUAGGACUAAAGAGAAGAUGCAAAAUGAAAAUUUAUUACAUCAACAGUAGUUUUAAUAUUCCAUUCCUCUCAGAAACAUUACCUACAUUGAAAAAUUCUACAAUAAUGUUAACCCAGUUACACGAGAAUAUAUGUGAAAAUGUUAUUGAAGAAAACGACAAGAUGACACAAAGUGGAACGAAAUCUGAGAUGGAUUUGAACAUAACAAAAAAUCUCCGCCACAUUUAUUCUUUUGAGAUAUUGAAAAAUACUUCCAAAGAAACUGGCGUUGCGGGAAGGACAAAAAAUUUUGUGUCAGAUUUUUAUGAGUAUACUAUAGACACAUUAAAUGAUCAUUGUAUUAUCACGGGGAUUGUGAAAUUGAACAAUUUUCUUUUGAUUGGAACUAACGAUGGAGUUGUAAAAGCGUAUAAUAUUUUCUGUUAUAAUAAUAUCCCACGGAAUGAUUUAUUUUUACCUAAUUUCUGUAUCUAUAAAAGUCAGAAGAGAAUAACAAAAAUGUAUGAUGAAUUUUUAUUAGGGAAUAAUUCUGUUUACUUUGUAAAUCCAUUAAAAGGGGAUGGUGAUAAACCAUUGACAACUAAAAAAGUUGUAUAUAAAAAGAGCUUCUAUGUCGUUGCAUUUUGUGAAAGCAGUAUGUUUAUGUUCACCUCUGACAGAGUUAAAUUGAGACAUUUAGAGAGAAAAAAAACAAAUUGUAUGAAUGGGAGAAGUAGUGACCAUGCGUGUAUUCACCAUUUUGUGUCUCCCGAUUCUGACCACGGUUCUAGUAGUGGGUGGAAGAACUAUUUAGAAGAAAUGAAGAUGAGGAUGGACGCUUAUUUGGGAAAUCUGCUUAAUUUAGAAAAAAAUAAAGUUAAGUGCCUGGUAAGAAACAAAUGCAUUGGAGAAAACGCCAUUCCGAGUAAAAACAUUUUCGUUUUUCCCUUAAAGAUUUUCAAAAAGAAGAGUACAACCCCCUUUAGAUACCCGCGCGAGGAAAGCGAAUCCGAUGAUUCGGACGAAUCGUCAGGAUUUCUUAAGCCAGAGGGGGGGGGGGAGGUUGAGCCGCCAAAAAUGCUAGAAGCGCUAGAAUCGUCAAAACAGCCAGAACCGCUGGAACCGUCAAAACAGUCAGAACCGCUAGAACCGCCAAAACAGCUAGAACCGCCAAAACAGCUAGAACCGCUAGAACCGUCAAAACAGUCAGAACCGCUAGAACCGUCAAAACAGUCAGAACCGCUAGAACCUGUUGACCUGCGCAAAAUCGUUAACCCGCCCAGUGAGAUAGCAAGUGGUCCCGCAGAGAAAACAAACGCUAAGGGGCAUAAUGGCUUUCUGUACUGGUUCUGCAAAAUGAGUGAGCAGGAUAUGAUGACCCCACCCAGUUCUCAUUUCGACUAUUCAAGAAUUAACCAAAAAAUUGUCAAAGUAAAAUAUGACAUGAACGUAAAUAAUAUUAUCCUAAUAAAAAACAAUAACAAAAUUUUUCCUUUCAUAAUAAUUAUCUCCAUCAAUCUUAAACUUUAUUUUGGUCUCAUUCAAAUAAACAUGUUAUGUAUUGAAAAAAUGAAGAAAUGUAAAGAGGAAAGUCAAAUUGAAAAAUUCGUAAAGUUUGAUCCUACUCCUUCGUGUAAUUUGCAUACACAAAAUUUUGUUCUAUAUUCUGAACAUGUUAAUAAGAGGGGGAAAAACGAUUGUCAUAAAAAAGGGAUCAAGCAGGAUCUCUUAAAAGAGGAGGAAAAUGAAUUCUCAAAGGAAGAGGUCAGUAAAAGAGAUAGCAUAUCAGCAAGUGGAACUAACCGAAUAUCACAUAAGAAUAAAGAGAAAGGAAAGGGAAUAGGUACGCACUGUAGUGGAAAUCACAUGUGUCUAAAAUUCAAUAGGAAAAUUAUAAAAUUAUUUAAAAAUAACAACAUAUCGAACGUGUUUCUGAUAAAUCUAGACAGAAAUUAUAUCCUCAGGGAGUUGUUCGAAAUUUGUUCGACGACUGAAAAAGGAGAAAUAAUUGAGGUCAUUGAAAAUGAGACUAGGAAAAACAAGGAAAAAAAUAACAAUUCGAAUGUACAUACGCAACAGUGCACAUAUCCAAGUAGUGAUUCUACAAAACAUGGCACUGUAAACUUUAGCGCUUCACGUAGAAGGUAUCAUAGAGGAGAAAAACGUUUUGUCAAACUUCUCGUAAAUAUGAACGAGCGUGAUUCUGACACAAGUGAUAGAAUUAACUCCAUGUGCAUAUACAACCAAUUAUUCUUAAGAGAUCAUAACAUCUUUUCACAAAACAAGCAUAUAUUGUAUCUUCUUCGAAAUCAGUGCAUAAAUUUUGAAAAUAGAUUCUAUGCCUUCAUAUUUUAUAGUACAUUCAGUAGAGGGUUUCAGCUGAAUUCAUUUUUUAAAGACAAAUUCAUACGGAAUAAUAUAGCUACAAAUUAUGACAUGCCUAACUUUGAUUCUCCAAAUGAUGACCCAAUGAAGGGUAUAUCAUACUGGGAAAGUCAUUGUGGGCUCAAAAUUGAAGAUCAGAAAAAGGAUAUGUUCCUUAAUUACAUGCACAGUGUUUGUCAAGCAUUGGUUAUGCUCAUUCGGAAGAAGGUACUAGCUGUGAUUAGUCAAAAUUUAUUUUUCAAUUCGAGCUAUAAGAAAUACAGAGAAGGGGAGUUAGAUCCCUAUAGCCAUAUGCAAGCGAAAAAUGAGAAAAAAAAUUCAACGGGAAUGUGUGAACCCAUUUCGAAAGGAAUCCACAGAAGCAGUGCUACAAAGAAAAAUAAAGGAAGUGGAGACAACUCCAAUUGCACAAAAAAGCAACGGAAAUUUGGAGACAACAACUUUAUACAAUCAGAAAAUAUAGACAACCCUGCUAAUUUGUCAAAUGGGAAUGGUUGUAGUGGCGAUGGUGGUAAUAGUAGUAGUAUAAAAAGCUUUUUAAAAAUUCCAUCAGGAGAAAAGAUACCCCCCGAGGGACCAAGCUCUAGCCGAAAUGAAUUUUUAAAAUGUUCAAAAAAGAAAGAAGAGGAGAAGGAGAUUAACCUUCUUGAUCUGAAAAACGUAGGAAAGGAAAUGAAUUCAAAAGUGUGCAGUAAGAGAAAAUUUAUUCAGAAAAGAAACUUUGUGACAAAAAAGCUGUUUGAUCUUUUGUUAUACUAUAUAAACAACAUACAUAGAGAAAGACUACUAGGGAGAACAGGUCUUACGGAAUCAUCAUAUCCAGAGGAAGUUCAGGCGAUGGAUGAAUGUAAUCGAUUUUGUGAAGCCCAUUCGAAUAUUUCUUCUAAAGGAAGAGAAACAGAAAGUGCGAUGAAAACUCCAAAAAAGGAGAAAAAUGGAAUAACCCUAGAAAAUAAUGGAAAAUCUAAUUACUACCUAACCUUCCUCGUUGUGCACCUUAAAGGAAGCAAAUAUCACUUUAGCAGUGUGACCGAAUACUACAAGAUAGUAAAUAAAAAGGUUCAAAAAGUGAAAGACAUUUUCGAAAUGGACUUAUCAGAAUGCCUCAUGGGGGGAAAAGGAAUCGAGAACAGAAAUUCCUCAGGUAGGAGAAAUGGCCUUGAGUACUUGGCACAUAAAAAAGAAUACAUAAAAAUUAGAAGAAAAAUAAUACUUAAAAAUGGCUAUUUUAACCCACGAAAAAGAAAUAGAAAUUGGAGCACAAAUGGGAGCAGAAGUGUGAGCAUAAAUAGAAAAUCCAACAUGUUAGCAUCUCGACAAGGUACUGCAUACCGGAUGCAGGAAAAAAAAAGGGGACGUAAGCUGAAUCGAACAUCAUUUAAAGAAUUCUUAAGCUGCUUAACUCAAAGGAGUGAAAAAAUAAAAAAAAGGAAGGAAAAAUACAAAAAAAAACAAAUUUGCAAUGUGAAGAAAAAGGAUGAAAGUUAUGAUUGCCUUUUCAUAUAUGUGAAUAACCUGCGGUAUCAAUAUCGAGAAAUUGUCCUAUGUAGAUUAAAAAGAAAGAUUAACAAGAUGCUUAAAUUUGACAGAAACGAUCUCUUCCUCAUGAUGAAGAUUGAUUUGCACUAUGUCUUUCUGCUGAAUUAUAGAAGGCAGAUUUCCUUCUGGAUUAAUAUCAAACAUGUGUAUAAAAAUAUACUUGUUAUGCGUUUUGAGCACAAAACUGUCUCGAAUAUAUCAACGAAUCAGUCGUGCAAAUCGUGCGAAUCUUACAAACCGUGCGAAUCUUACAAACCGUGCGAAUCUUACAAACCGUGCGAAUCUUACAAACCGUGCAAAUCGUGCAAAUCGUGCGAAUCUUACAAACCGUGCGAAUCUUACAAACCGUGCGAAUCCUACAAAUCGUGUACAAUCCAUGAAGGGACGAACUCCUCAAGGAUGGAUGUGACUAUGGAUCAUAAAAUUCGGCCAAUGGUGGGAACCCCCUUCCCCACAGCAAGGACACAAACAGAUAAAAAUUCCUUGAUAUUCAAAAAAAUGAAACGAGAAGAUAUUUUAGAUUUAUUCCUUAAGAAUACCUACUCAAACCCAUUAACAUACAUGGGUAAGAAUAUGAAAAACAUAAUGGCCUUCCUCAACAAGUUUAUAAUAUUUACUCAAAAUAAUAAUAUAGUGAUUCUAAAAAUUGUACUUUCAAAAAGUAAUCGGAAAAUUGUAGGGCAUGGAAAUGGAAUAAUGGAAUGUAUUUUACAGAAUUGUGUUUAUGAUAGGAAUAGACUACUCUACUGCACGGAAGAUGGACGAAUAAUUAAAUUCUCUGACGUAUUUAAACAUCUAAUAAGAAAACAGUAUGUUAUAAGAAAAAAGCCAAUAGAUCAGAAAAACAUAACAGAAAUGGAAUACAUAGACAGUUUGAUCAAAGAUAGAACCAUGACAGAAUCGAUCAGUAAUCAAAAUGGAAACUCCCAACACCGUGGCACCAGCACAGGUGGAAGUUAUCAAACGGAGAGAAACGUCAACGUCACGCACGCACCUCAACUGAAUAAUACACAGAUGAGGAAUGCACAGAUGAGGAAUACCCUAAUGGGGAUCAGUCACCCCGAGAGAACCUCCAAUAGAAGGGUAGUGGAACAGACAAGGAACAUAAACCGAAACGCAUAUACAAACAGACAGUAUGACAUGAUGAAGCAAACGGAAGAAAAGUAUGUCGAUAUAUUUGCAAAUUAUAUAUUCGAAGAUUAUUUUAAACGUAGUGAGAAGGAAUUUUUUUAUCCUCUAAAAUAUGAGAUAGUUGAGCACUACAGGAAUUUUGAAAACAUCGAAGAGAUAAAUGACAUGAAUGUACAUGAAAAUAAAGUGCUAAUAAUUACAAAAAGUUACAUACGCUUAUACGAAUAUGAUGAGACGAAAAAUUUUUUAUUUCUACAAUGUUGUAACAGUUUUUAUAAUAUUAACAAUAUAUAUGUAAAUGAAAGGUACAGAAAAUCGUUAGUUCUGCGUGGAAUUUUUGAAAAUGUGAAUAUCAUAUCGAAACGGUAUGUUUCCAUUUAUUACGUACUUUGGAAAGAACUACGACACAUAGGAAACUUAAAGUUUAGAAAUGAAAUAAAAUUUAUUUUCGAAAAUAAACUCCUCAGCAAUAUCCUUGGAUUUAAUAUGAACAUAAAUAAAAAGGAACAUAUUAUAGAUAGCUUAAGGACAUAUCAUAAACUUUUUUACAAUUUUUUUCUUAUUGACACAAAGUGUAAUAUUUUCACCAUAUAUAGUUCCCUACUUAAAGAAGAAAAUAGUGAAAAACAAAAUUAUUUUUAUGAUGAUAAUAGAGCUGUUCAAAUAUGUUAUGAUCUCAUGCUAUUUUUUCAAAUACUCAUUAAUGGGAAGAAAAACAAACAAAACAGACAACAAUAUGACCUGCUUAACCAGACUUUUUUACACAAAGGAAAAUACACGAAUUCGAAACAAAUCAAAAAACUUCAAAGGAACUUUUUUUAUAAUAAAUAUUUUAUCAAAGCAAAGUACAAAACUGUUUUAACCAUUUUUAUACAUAGAGUAUUUAUCUAUAUGAAUAAAAAAAUAGUAUUUUUAAAAAAUAUUUUUUCUCAAAGUUUUACGGAUAACUUCUUACUAGAAUUAAAAUUAAGAGUAUAUAACAGAAUACUCAAAUUAAGUUCAUACGAAUUUUCAGAUAGAAAAAGUGCUUUUCACUUGUUAAAUUAUAUGUAUGAUUUGAGAGCCAAUAAGAAUAUUCCCUAUUUUUCUCUCAAAUCAAGAAUACAAGAUUAUGAUGAUAUCAUAACAACUGAACUUUAUAAUAUGAAAAUCUCUCCCACCUCUACUCUACAUGCAAAAGAGGGAAAACAUGGAAAUUUAAAUGAUCAUCUCCAAUUUCAAUGUAACAGCGGAGACAAACCACCUGAUUACAUUUUGCAACAAUACACAUUUACAUCACCCACUGUUAUGAAAGAAACUUGUUUAGAAGAGACUAUCACGCGCAGAAUUGAAGAUAUUAAUAAAUACCGAUUCGAGCCUAUAAAAGACUACAAUGAUGUUGUAAGAAACAAUAUAAGGGAUAACUCAUACUAUGAUGUGGAUUUUUAUUAUUUCCUUGAUUGCACGUAUAAUAUGGAAAAUUCCUUUUCGAGAAAAGCAAAAGUUGUUGAAUAUAAAAAUUUUUUAAAAAAUAGUUUUGCAGACAAUUCUCUAUUUCAGAUUUAUUUUCAUUUUUUAAUAUACAUGUCAAAUAAUCCCAAUAUGUUUUAUCACAUCAAAAAAUAUUUACAUUUCCAUCCAUACUCAACCAAGUUAUUAAAAAAUAAUACAUAUUACUUUCAUAUGGAUUUACUCAACAUUAUUUUUCAUUUUGACAACAAUGCAUUGGGUGAAUUCAAAAGUGUUCUCAGUUUAUUUCCUACGAGCCCUUCUCUGGACGAAGUUUUCAAAGCACUUACAUUAUUGUGCACCCCAUUUUCGAAUGCUUAA
Messenger RNA from Plasmodium gonderi, 12246 nucleotides. RefSeq lists its product as hypothetical. Lineage: Eukaryota; Apicomplexa; Aconoidasida; Haemosporida; Plasmodiidae. The record is from RefSeq and is a predicted model, not a curated record. Bases 1 to 12246 code for a protein of 4081 amino acids. The transcript is spliced from 3 exons.